AAUUCAAGAAUGGUGUUGCCGGUUACGUUUUUUAGGUUAAACAAAUCAUCAAUAAAUUUAUUUUUGUUAUUUAUACAUGAAUCUAGAGGGUAAUUUAGUGGUUAAAUUUAUAUUCCAAAAAUGGACAAUAGGAUAACAAUAUGUGAUCCAGACGACGAUGAGAUUGAUAAUAUAUUCGAUGAUGUUGAGCCUGUAACGUGGUUGAACGAUGAUCCUGAUUUGGAGGAUAUAAACACGUUCUUUCAUCGAGUUGAUUCUGAUCAGAUUAUUUAUGAGGAGAAGAAGAAGAGGUGUAAAUUAAUUGGUAAAUAUGUUAUGGGUGAUUUGCUGGGGGAGGGGAGCUAUGGUAAAGUCAAGGAGAUGCUGGACUCCGAGACACUCUUCAGGAGGGCUGUCAAAAUACUGAAGAAGAAGAAAUUGAGGAGGAUACCCAAUGGCGAGCAGAAUGUCAAAAGGGAGAUAAAGUUACUCAAGAGAUUGAAGCAUAAAAAUGUUAUUGAACUUGUCGAUGUUUUGUACAAUGCAGAGAAGGAGAAAAUGUAUUUAGUUAUGGAGUUUUGCAUUGGUGGACUGCAGGACAUGCUGGAUUGUGCGCCAAGCAAGAGGUUUCCCAUCUGGCAGGCCCACAGUUAUUUCACUCAACUUGUCGACGGUCUCGAGUACCUCCACGGCCAGGGGAUCAUUCACAAAGACAUUAAACCAGGAAAUUUGUUGCUGACACCUGGUGGAACCCUCAAAAUCAGUGAUUUUGGGGUUGCUGAGGCGUUAGAUCCCUUCGCCAUUGAUGACACGUGCACAAUGGGCCAAGGCUCACCCGCAUUUCAACCCCCGGAGAUUGCGAAUGGCUGUGAGACAUUUGCUGGGUUCAAAGUAGAUAUUUGGAGUAGUGGAGUUACUCUAUACAAUAUAACGACUGGGUUGUAUCCAUUCGAGGGAGAUAACAUUUACAAAUUAUACGAGAACAUUGGUAAAGGGGAGUACACGAUACCAGAUGACGUUGAGGACGAGCUGGCGUCUCUGCUGAUGGGGAUGCUGCAGAAGGAGCCAGAAAAGAGAUUCACGAUACAGGAGAUCAGGCAUCAUCCCUGGACGAUUUGUCGUUUCGAGAGAACCAACGAGGAAGUUGCUGUGCCACCUCCCAAGGGCAGUACAUGCCACAGAAUGACUGUUUUACCUUACCUCAUGGAAUACUAUUACGGGGAAGAUCAGGAUCCUAUGUAUUAUACAGAGAGACAACUCAAUGAAGAAAGGAGACUGCUAGAGUUGGACAGAGCCAAUAGCGAUCAAAAGAGCAACUCCAGCAAAACAAAUUCACACAAUCCAAAAAGACGAUGGCGCAAGUCAAUCUCCUGCAUUAGCGUUAAAAAAUUCACAUCCUGCAAACCCUCGUGAUUCAACAUAUUUUAUUUGUCAUUAAGAAAAUCCGCACUCUAUCCAAAUUGAUGGAAGAACCAAGUGAAAAUACCAAGAAUGGCUUGAGUUGAGAAAAGUGCUGAAUACAGUGGCAUAAAGUGGAAGGGUAAACGUUAAAUUCACCAAUUUUCGUUCGCCCCCCGAUUUUAAAGAAUGUAUUGAGCAUAAAUUUUUUGUGAUAUUAAUAUUAAUUACUUCGGAUAAGUGGAGCUGAGGGAAUCGUCAGUAAUAAUUCCAAAUGGAUUGUAGAAAUAUCAAUGGUAUCGUCAUCAUGCUGUGCCAUAAGAACUAAAGCGUAUUUUCCCAAUCUGCCAAAACAUUUUCGCAUUAAUGAAAUUUUCGUAAUCUAUUUUUUAAUUAAAACCUUUUAAAUUUCUCGUAUCCAGCACUUUUCCAUUUAUUUUUUUAACGUAAAAAUGAAGACAAAAUAAUACAGAUAUUUUAUUUUCUCCUCGAGUUAUUGAAUUGUUGAGACGUUAUUAGAGUUCUAUUGAAUGUUUCCACGUGAAUUUAAGGGAAAAAAAAGAUUGAUGAGGGGACAAAAAUACAGAAAAUAGUCUUGUGUGAGAGUAUAUGUGAAUGUGUGAACCCCAGUGAUUGCAUUUUGGAUUUCACUAAUUAACAUGACGUCGAGAGAUAUUGGGGAGUGUAAAAAAGGGUGAGAGUUACCCUGAUGAGUAAUUGUGUGAUCACAACAGGACAAAUGGAUGAUGAAGACACAAAGUAUUUCUUAGGCCUUCAAAGUACCUUACUUUGCACACAAAUGCCGUGCAUUAUUGUAUUAAAAUUAUGUACAUAUCUCAGUUGUUCCCUUGAAUUAUUUUCAAGGCUGAGCAUUUAAUUAAUAAUCGCCUACAUAUUUAUUAUAAAAAUCUUUCUUCAUUCGAUCAGUGAUGCAGAGUCACUGCACAUUCUAUUUGUAAUGACCAGGGGUGGUGAACAGCCAAAAAGAAUAUAUUAAAACGUGUAAAUAGAUUUUUUUUUUCCUACGUUUAACGGGAGAACACGUGAAUGGAAAUGAUGAGUUUUUAGAGAAUUCUAAAAGUGCCAUGAGCUUGCCUUUAGCCAUUUUUGUUAGCAUUCGUGGGACGUUAAAUUGAUGGAAAAUAAUGCUGAUGGAGGAUACAAUUUUUUUGUUAUUUAGUUCAGUGGUGGAGGGAUGAAACGUAAUGAACCGAUUUUUGUGAACUUAUGAUUUUCUUUCGUUUGGAAAUUCUAUGUUUUUUAAGGCGAUUUUUGUUGGGGAUUGUGUAAUUUUGAUGAGUGAUUUUUCAACUGACAUUUGAAAAAAGUCUGUUUUCUGGAAAAUGCAGAACAAAAUUGCACGAUUUUAAAUAGAAAUUUACGCAACAAAUUAGUAGAAUUUUAAAUAAUUUCAAUAGAUUUUACAAUCUAGUUCUUCAACGAAUGCAAAAUCAACAAAAUUAAUAAAUUCAUUAUACUAAUUAUUUAUUUAAUAAUAAAUACUGAGGGCAAAACAAAGUUAUAAAAAUUUGAUUGCGAAUCAUUACGUUUCCCAUCUCUCCCGAAUAAUUUGGAAAAUGAAAAAAAAAACACAUUGUCAGUGUUCAAAUCGAUAAAAUCGUGUUCACGUUAUCAACUACUGUUUAUAGUCAACGAAAGAUUUUUCGUAUUACCAAUGUGCCGGCCAGGAGGACUUUGAAAACAAAUUUUGUUUUUUCGAAUAAAUCGAAGAAUCCGAGAUAACUGAUGAACAUUGUAAAUAGGACAAGCCUGCUGACAUUAAAGUACAAAUUAAGAGGAUGAAUGAAAAUUUGACUCAGACCUGUGUGGACCUGCAUAAUUACACACACGAAAAAAUUCCAUAGAGAAUUCUAUUGAAUUUCUAUUGAAUAACAGAGC
This is a messenger RNA of Diachasma alloeum, 3276 nucleotides long. RefSeq names its product serine/threonine-protein kinase STK11 (gene Lkb1). Gene Ontology annotation, biological process: establishment of cell polarity; regulation of cell growth; glucose homeostasis. Gene Ontology annotation, molecular function: ATP binding; protein serine/threonine kinase activity; protein kinase activator activity. Gene Ontology annotation, cellular component: cytoplasm. The coding region runs from base 121 to 1392 and encodes 423 amino acids. NCBI's taxonomy places the organism in Eukaryota, Metazoa, Arthropoda, Insecta, Hymenoptera, Braconidae. The transcript has 6 exons. The record is from RefSeq and is a predicted model, not a curated record.